Messenger RNA from Propithecus coquereli (Coquerel's sifaka), 1758 nucleotides. RefSeq names its product synaptotagmin-like 1 (gene SYTL1). Lineage: Eukaryota; Metazoa; Chordata; Mammalia; Primates; Indriidae. The coding region runs from base 1 to 1698 and encodes 565 amino acids. Gene Ontology annotation, molecular function: small GTPase binding; neurexin family protein binding. Gene Ontology annotation, biological process: exocytosis; intracellular protein transport. The transcript has 14 exons. The record is from RefSeq and is a predicted model, not a curated record. Gene Ontology annotation, cellular component: exocytic vesicle; plasma membrane.
AUGCCCCAGAGGGGGCACCCAUCUCAAGAGGGGCUUUGGGCCCUGCCCUCCCCCACCAUGGAGCAUCGGCCAGAGCCUGAGGCUGAAGGACUGUUGGACCUCAGCUUCCUGACGGAGGAGGAGCAAGAGGCCAUCACUGAGGUCCUCAAGCGAGAUGCCCGCCUGCGCCAGCUGGAGGAGGGGCGGGUCAGCAAGCUCCGGGCCUCUCUGGUGGACCCUGGGCAGCUGAAGAUCCUGACAGGGGACUGGUUCCAGGAAGCACGCUCCCAACGGCAUCACCAUGCACACUUUGGCUCUGACCUUGUCCGAGCCUCUAUCCGCAGGAAGAAGAGCUCCAGGGGAGAUCAGGCCGUGGGCAGCAAUGGGGAGGCUGAGGCUUCUGGGAAAGAGAACGAAGAGGAGCCAGAGCCCAGACCCCCCAUAGAUGAGGCCCCCCAAGAGACGCUCAAGGAGACUGAGGGACCUGAUUUCCCAUCGCCAUAUGUCCUCCUAAAGGCUUCAGAUCAGGAGGAGGAGCCCCAGGCCCAGGAAGCCCCUGGCCAAGGGGGCGUGCAGGUCUGCGCGGAGGAGUUGGAACCGGAGCUGGAGCCCGCGUCGCGGGUAGAGAGGGAGGGGCGCCCCCGACACUUCUCCCCUCUCCGGACCAAGGCUGCACGCAAGAUACUGGAGAACGGGGAGGAGGCCCCGGCGUCUGGUCCCGCACCGGACCGCAUGCUCAGCAGCAGUUCCUCCGUGUCCAGCCUGAACUCCUCCACGCUGAGCGGCAGCCAGAUGAGCCUGUCUGGGGAGGCGGAGGCGGUGCCGGUGCGCGGCUCCGUGCACUUCGCGCUGCACUACGAGCCGGGCGCCGCCGAGCUGCGCGUGCACGUGAUCCAGUGCCAGGGCCUGGCCGCCGCGCGGCGCCGCCGCUCCGACCCCUACGUCAAAAGCUACCUUCUCCCGGAUAAGCAGAGCAAGCGCAAGACGGCCGUGAAGAAACGGAAUCUGAACCCCGUCUUCAACGAGACUCUGCGGUACUCAGUCCCGCAGGCCGAGCUCCCGGGCCGCGUGCUGAGCCUGUCGGUGUGGCACCGCGAAAGCCUGGGUCGCAACAUCUUUCUGGGCGAAGUCGAAGUGCCCCUGGAUACGUGGAAUUGGGACUGUGAGCCCACCUGGCUCCCCCUACAGCCGCGGGUCCCACCCUCUCCCGACGAGCUUCCCAGCCGCGGGCUGCUCUCCCUGUCCCUCAAGUACGUCCCCGCCGGCUCGGAGGGCGCGGGACUGCCCCCGAGCGGAGAGCUGCACUUCUGGGUGAAGGAAGCUCAGGACCUCAUUCCACUGCGCUCGGGAUCCCUGGAUACUUUCGUGCAAUGCUCUGUGCUGCCUGAUGACAGCCGGGCCAGCCGCCAGCGUACCAGGGUGGUGCGUCGCAGCCUCAGCCCCGUGUUCAACCACACCAUGGUUUACGAUGGCUUUGGGCCUGCUGACCUGCGCCAGGCCUGUGCUGAGCUCUCCCUCUGGGACCACGGGGCCCUGGCCAGCCGCCAGCUGGGGGGCGCACGCCUCAGCCUGGGCACCGGCAGCAGCUACGGGCUCGAGGUGCCCUGGAUGGAUUCCACACCUGAGGAGAAGCGUCUGUGGCAGACACUCCUGGAGCAGCCGUGCGAGUGGGUGGCUGGCCUUCUACCCCUCAGAACCAACCUGGCCCCCAGGACGUAGCCCUACCAACCCCUCUCUCUGGACCUCCAUCUCAGGGUCUGCCCUUAGCCAAAGUCAAUA